Lycium barbarum (goji berry) is the source of this 474-nucleotide messenger RNA. RefSeq lists its product as uncharacterized. NCBI's taxonomy places the organism in Eukaryota, Viridiplantae, Streptophyta, Magnoliopsida, Solanales, Solanaceae. The coding region runs from base 1 to 474 and encodes 157 amino acids. The record is from RefSeq and is a predicted model, not a curated record. The transcript has a single exon.
AUGACUGAUUCCUCCUUAUCUGACUCCACCAAGUCCUUCUUCCACCCAGCUUUGGCUAUCUCCAACAUCAAAAAUCACAUCUCCAUUACUCUUGAGAUGGAAAACGUCCAAUAUGGGACAUGGGCGGAACUCUUCAAAAUCCACGCCAAAUCCCACAGAGUCCUCCACCAUAUCAUUCCACCGGAGUCUGGGAAAGAAAAGGUGCCCAAAACCGAUGCUGAAAAAGAGUUAUGGUCGACUCUUGAUGCCACGGUUCUUCAAUGGAUUUAUGCUACCAUCUCUACUGACCUAUGGCAUACUAUCCUUGAACCUGACUCCACUGCCAUGGAAGCUUGGAAUAGGCUGCGUAACAUAUUCCAAGACAACAAAAAUUCUCGAGCCGUCACUCUUGAGCAUGAAUUUUCUCACACUAAUAUGGAGGACUUCCCUAAUGCUUCCGCGUAUCGUCAACGACUCAAGAUUCUAUCCGAUUAA